AUAUUGGUUUGUGUCUGUCGCUCUCUCCCUGCGGAACGCGGGAUUCGGAAUUCCCAUAACUGCAUGGAGCUUUUAUAAUUCCUCCUGGACGCACGAGUAACGGAAACUCCGCUGCUCUCCUCCCCUUCGCUCCAUCCUCUCUUCUUCUCUCGUAUUUCUCUCUCUAGAAUACGGAAGCUUCCCUGUCCCAAGCAUCCCGCUAACCUCCUUGAUCCUUGGAACCUUCUCUCCAGCUUGAUAUUUGUGCGCGGAGGUUUUAAUCCCCAAAAAAUCUGAAAGAUAGAAGAGGUGUUUGCCUCCUGUCGAGACGGAGCCUGAGCGCCGCCGAUUCCGGUAAUGGGUGUCUCCGUCGAUAAUCUUCGGGGUCUCACUUUGGCCCUGUCGUCCAGUUUCUUCAUCGGCUCUAGCUACAUUGUCAAGAAGAAGGGUCUUAAGAAAGCAGGCGCUACAGGUGUUCGGGCCGGAUCGGGAGGGUUCUCGUACUUAUACGAGCCUUUGUGGUGGGUUGGCAUGAUAACCAUGAUAGUCGGAGAGGCAGCUAAUUUUGCAGCCUAUGCAUUUGCUCCUGCAAUUCUUGUAACUCCCCUUGGAGCUCUAAGUAUCAUUGUGAGCGCAAUUCUAGCUCAUUUUAUGUUGAACGAGAAAUUGCAUGUUUUUGGCGUUCUUGGAUGCAUCCUCUGCGUAGUGGGUUCCACAACUAUUGUUUUGCAUGCCCCUAAAGAGAGAGAAAUAGAAUCAGUAAAAGAGGUGUGGCAUCUUGCUACUGAACCAGGUUUCCUUGUUUAUUCUUGUUUGGUCGUGGUGUUUGUUGCUUUCCUUAUCAUCCGAUUAGUUCCGCGUUAUGGUCAAACACACAUGAUUGUAUACAUCGGAAUAUGCUCACUUAUGGGCUCACUUACGGUUAUGAGCGUGAAAACAAUUAGCAUUGCCCUAAAGCUAACCAUUCAGGGAAUGAAUCAAUUUAUAUACUAUCAAACCUGGAUUUUUACAGCUUCAGUGAUCGCCUGUAUUUUAACGCAGCUGAACUAUCUCAACAAGGCAUUGGACACUUUUAACACAGCGGUGAUUUCUCCUGUGCAUUAUGUGAUGUUUUCAACUUUCACAAUUCUAGCUAGCAUGAUCAUGUUUAAGGAUUGGGACUCUCAAAAUGGAACACAGAUUGCGACCGAACUGUGCGGAUUCAUAACAAUCCUUUCAGGAACCUUUCUUCUGCAUAAAACAAUGCAUAUGGGCGACGACAGCGCCCCUACAAAAUCUGAAUGCAUUGAACCAAAUGCUUCAAACAGCACAUAGUACUAAACCCAGAAACAAAAAUAAAAAUCAAAUCAAAUCAUUUUAUCCAUGAAGCUCUUUCUGAUUUUUAAAUCCGAUGCAUCGACGAGUUUCAGGGGAAUCACAGUUCUGCAGGGGUUCUAUUGCUUCAUGGAUACAUUGUCUUCAGAUUACAAGUGCGGCUGAAGACAUAAAUGAGAAGCUAGAAAAACACAUUGUAAUAACAUUUCAUCUUUUUCUUAAUUUUUUUUGGUUAUUUGGAGAACUAUAUAUUGUUCUAGUUGUUUGUUUUUUUUUAGUAAAUGCAUGUUUGUACUGAUACUUUGAUUCACAUUGGAGACUGGAUCAAGGUGAUUUUGUAUAUAUAAAGCCCUCUUAAAUUCUUAGA
Molecule: messenger RNA, 1660 nt
Organism: Phalaenopsis equestris
Lineage: Eukaryota; Viridiplantae; Streptophyta; Magnoliopsida; Asparagales; Orchidaceae
Product: probable magnesium transporter NIPA1
Exons: 9
Coding region: 337-1293 (318 amino acids)
Biological process (GO): magnesium ion transport
Cellular component (GO): membrane
Molecular function (GO): magnesium ion transmembrane transporter activity
Source: RefSeq, a predicted model, not a curated record